AUGGCUAACCUCAUUCGCUCCGCCAAGUCCGGCAGCGACUGGACUCUCAAUGACCUGGACUCAUAUCACAUCAGCCUCAAUCAGAUGGAUGCUCUUCCGUUCUUUGGCUUACAGGCGUUGCCACAACCCUCGGUUGAUCCAGAGCUGCUAACCAAUGUCGAAGCUGGCGCUAUGCAACAAGAUCGCCACGCAGAGUUGAUCACCUACCUUGAUCUCGCCAUGAUCCCUGAAAACGGUGAAACCGCCGUGGAUGAUUUUGCCGUCGAGCUUUUCAAGAUUCUGGGUUAUGUUCGUCGAGAACGAGUGGCGCGCACGCGGAUGGACCUCCCGCUCCUUAUUUGCGGCGAAAGCAGGCACGUAAAGACCGACGUCUGUAUCAUCGAUCGAUCUCAGAACGAUAUCCUUCUCCUCGUCCAGGAAGACAAGAGGUUGGAGCACGGGGAGCCUGUCAAUGCGCGAGCUCAGCUUGUAGCAGAAGCAAUCGGGGCCUUUAACGAGAAUAAUGCGCAAAGGGAAGCGGCUGGACUAGCUCCUCUGGCGGAAAAGGUCAUACCCGGCAUUGUCAUGGUGGGCACUUCGCCCACGUUCUUUAAAAUUCCCGUCACCAGAACCCUCUCCACCCAUAUUCGUCAUGGGACCUAUCCUCCAGAGGAAACCCAGGUGACCUAUUGUUAUCCGCCCGUUCCUCGUCCCGCCCGCCGACGUAGUGAAGGGAUGAAGCCUCUCGACAACAGGCGUGAAAUUUUGAAGUGCUAUGAAGCGUUUAAAGUGAUUGUGGGUAUAUGA
Messenger RNA from Cyclocybe aegerita, 786 nucleotides. The record is from the annotation of a GenBank genome assembly. NCBI's taxonomy places the organism in Eukaryota, Fungi, Basidiomycota, Agaricomycetes, Agaricales, Hemipholiotaceae.